CCAGAGUUCCCUCCAGUGAUUCUCUGGCGGUCAGAGGUCUCAGGCUUCCAGAAAUAGCUCCUCCCCGGAGAAGCCCCACCUUCCUAGCUACCGCCUUAAACUCAGCUCUCCGCUGCGCCUUCUCUUCCCCAGCAAGUGGAGUCUGCGAGAUCUUGAGCUUCAGGAUGGUUCUUGCUAAGAGGUGGACCCUGAAGAAGCACUUCAGUGGCAGCCCUACUAAUAGUGACUUUGAGUUGAAGACUGCUGAACUCCCACCCUUAAAAAAUGGAGAGGUCCUGCUUGAAGCCUUGUUCCUCUCCGUGGAUCCUUACAUGAGAAUAGCAUCCAGAAAAUUGAAGGAAGGUGAUAUAAUGAUGGGGGAGCAAGUGGCCAGAGUUGUGGAAAGUAAAAACUCAGCAUUCCCCAAAGGAACUGUUGUACUGGCUUAUUUGGGCUGGACAACGCACUCCAUCUCUGAUGGGAAAAGACUGGAAAAGCUGCCUACGGACUGGCCAGAUUCACUACCACUGUCUUUGGCUCUGGGGACAGUAGGUAUGCCAGGCCUAACUGCCUACUUUGGCCUGCUUGACAUCUGUGGUGUGAAAGGUGGAGAAACAGUGAUGGUUAAUGCAGCGGCAGGAGCAGUGGGCUCUGUUGUGGGGCAGAUAGCUAAGCUCAAGGGCUGCAAAGUCGUUGGAGCAGCAGGGUCUGAUGAAAAGAUUGCCUAUCUUAAAAAGAUUGGAUUUGAUGUUGCCUUUAACUACAAGACAGUAGAGUCUUUGGAAGAAACUUUGAAAAAAGCGUCUCCUGAUGGUUAUGAUUGCUAUUUUGAUAAUGUAGGUGGAGAGUUUUCAAACGUUGUCAUACCCCAGAUGAAGAUUUUUGGAAGAAUUGCCAUCUGUGGGGCCAUCUCCACAUACAACCGGACUGGUCUGCCUCCCCCAGGCCCACCCCCAGAAGCUGUUAUCUAUCAACAACUCCGCAUGGAAGGGUUCAUCGUCACCCGCUGGCAAGGAGAUGUCCGCCAGAAGGCUCUGAAAGACUUGAUGACAUGGACCUCCGAGGGUAAAAUCCAGUAUCAUGAACACGUUAUUGAAGGAUUCGACAACAUGCCAUCUGCAUUUAUGGGAUUGCUGAAAGGAGAGAAUUUGGGGAAAUCCGUAGUGAAAGCAUGAGAGAAAAAUGACACAGGAGCCACCACUGGACAAUUUAAAUGAUUAGUUUUUCACCAUUCAGUAAAAAUUAGCCUUAAUUAUCUAAAUUAUCUUAAUUGUCUAAAAAUUAGCCUUGAUUAUCUAAGAAUAACUAAUCACUUUGACCUACCUAAUAAAAUGCAUUUAAAUUAUUUAUAAUUAGUGAUAGAGAAUGAAAUUUUCAUAGUUAAGAACAACCAGUCACCAACUUACUACCUACUACUGCUCCUCCCGGGUUAUAGCCAAAAAAUUAUGACUGAAGUCUGUGUGUUAGCUUUCCCUUACUGUGACAAAAUGCCUGAAUAAUCACCUUAAAAGAAGGAAAGGUUUAUUUUGGUUCACUGUUUUGGAGGUUUCAGUCCAUGGUCUGUUGGCCCCACUGCUUUGGGCCCAAUUGGUGAGGCAGUACAUCAUCAGGGAAACGGGUGGGAGAAGCUGCUCAUCUCAUGGCAGCCAGGAAACAAAGAGAAGGACAGAAAGGAGCCAAGACCCAAUAUCCUCUUCAAAGGCAUACUCCCAGUGACCUAAUGUCCUCCCGCUAAGUCCCCUCUCUUAAAGAAUCCACUCCUAAUAGUGCCAGUCAUGAUAAAGCUUUUAACACAUGGGCCUUAGGGGGCACUCAUCCAAACCAAAGCAGAGUCUAAAAGUUUACUCCCUCUGUGGCCUUGAACUUCCAAUUCUUUGUUUUUAAAUUGAAGAUAGUUACCUCCUUCCAGAAAAUGGUGAACCUGAAGUAAUAAGAUCUCUAACCCUACUGAUUAUAACAAAAGUCUCAUAUGAACCAAGAAAAGCAAAUCUCUUCAUUCACAACAGGUGCAAAAAAGAUAGCACCUAGGAAUACUUAUAGACCUUUAAAAUUUUUUUGCAAGAUUUAUAUGGAAAAUGGCUUUUAAAAUUCUGAGGAACACAAAUGAUUUAAAUAUAUGGAAAAAGUAACGUGCUUUUGGACAGGAAGAUUCAAUAUCAGAAAGAUGUCAAUUUGUUGAUCAAUUCUGUCAUCAUUAAGUUAAAUAAAAUUGUGCAAAGAAUGAGGCAAAAACUGUGUAUAAAAACUGGAUGGAUAUAAUAAACUACCAAUAAUGGUCUGUUUUCAAAGAAUAAAACAGUAUGGAAAAUAGAGGGAUAAGAGAAAUCUUUGGAAUGAUAACAUUUGGUACUUUUUGAACUCUGAACCUUACAAAUUUACUCACAAAUACAAUUAAAAAAUAAAAGUCCCUGC
Molecule: messenger RNA, 2391 nt
Organism: Marmota monax (woodchuck)
Lineage: Eukaryota; Metazoa; Chordata; Mammalia; Rodentia; Sciuridae
Gene: Ptgr1
Product: prostaglandin reductase 1
Exons: 10
Coding region: 165-1154 (329 amino acids)
Biological process (GO): prostaglandin metabolic process
Cellular component (GO): cytoplasm
Molecular function (GO): 2-alkenal reductase [NAD(P)H] activity; 15-oxoprostaglandin 13-reductase [NAD(P)+] activity
Source: RefSeq, a predicted model, not a curated record